This is a messenger RNA of Ostrinia furnacalis (Asian corn borer), 1425 nucleotides long. RefSeq lists its product as uncharacterized. The record is from RefSeq and is a predicted model, not a curated record. The coding region runs from base 653 to 1354 and encodes 233 amino acids. The transcript is spliced from 2 exons. Lineage: Eukaryota; Metazoa; Arthropoda; Insecta; Lepidoptera; Crambidae.
ACUUCUUUACUUUUCUACCUACUUGAUACUACUUAAUUAUGGUCUUGUCAGUCAUUAUAGUUGUAUCUAUUCUUUUACUAAAAAGUUUUGCAAUAAUUGAAAGUACAAAUUAGUCAUAAUAUCUACUUUAUAGAUUUAUAAGAGCUCUUUAAGUAUAAUUUGCCAGAUUUACGUAAUAUAGAUUACUGUUUAAGUUACAAAUAAAACUGUUAUCAGUUAGAUGUUUUCACGUGUGGUUGCGUUAUCAGAAAUCGAGAAAUGUCAAAGCUCGGCUAUCCGUCUAAAUUGAGAUGGGAGUUGAAAAUAUCGAAAGGACUUAGGAAUUAAAUGAUUUUUGUCUCCAUUCCUGCGUUAUCUCAUUUUAUAAUACCAUUAUUUAUGAUUAUGUUUAAAAAUAUGGACUUAUGGACUCAAAAGUAUGUUGGAACUGGUCGGAGCCUGUACUAAAUAAUAUUUUAUUUAUUCAAAUUGGGUUCAUCGCUACAUGGUUGGGUUAUAAAGCGCUUUACGCGAGCGCCAUUUUGUAAUGUCGUCGCUGAAUGGAACAAAUGAUGCAAGAUUGUUCAAAAAUUUCAAUUUAAAGUAUCCUGAAUCUUCAAUUAUUGUUUGAAUUAACAAAUUCAUCAAAAAGUGCAGCGAGAAGAGUGUACAAAUGAGUGCUCACGAAAUUGAAUAUAUUGAGACAGAAGGGGAUUAUGUGCAGAUGAAUAACACAGUGAUUGUAGACGGAGAAACUCAAGAAGACGGAGAUGAGCAUUGGGAAGAUAAAAGUAUUAGAUUGCUCUUGGACAUGUACCUGCAAAACAUUGAGAAGUUCAGGGAUCCUAAAAUGAAAAAGAAAAACGUUUGGCUUAACAUCGCCCAUGUGGUCGGAAAAGGACCAGAAAACUGUGACAAGAAAUUCAGGAAUUUGAAACAAACCUAUGUUCGCUUAUUGAAGAAAAAGAAUAGAAGUGGGGCUCUAACAGUCAGGUGGCCAUAUUUUAAUAUAUUUGAGGAAAUAUUUAGUGAAAAUGGUGAAUAUCAACCAGAGAUUCAGCAAAAGAUACAAGAGGGCAACACGGAAGAUGUUGCUAAAGUCCUCUUAUCGAUAAACGCUGCACGUCCUAUUGAGGCUUCAGUGCCAGACAAUGAAGAAGCAUCCACGAGCCAGAAUGAUGAAGCCAAGAAGAAACUGAAUAAAAAGAGAUAUAAUGAGUUUAGAAAAAUUACUCUUGAAAUGAGAGACCGACAAAGGACUGUUGAAGAGAAAUUAGAUAGACUCAUAAAUAUAGUUGAAGAAUCAAACGCUAUACAAAGAGAGAGAAAUGCUAUGUUCCAACAAUUUUUGGAAAAAUUAAAUAACUCACAAUGACACAAUAUCUAUUAUGCUACGUGUUUGAACUCCAUCUCAAUGUGAUUUUUGUAAAUAUUUGAUUAAGUGAC